GAAUUAUUUAGACACGUCAUUAUUGUAUUUUGACAAGCCAAUGAGCUUGAAUAGUCAAUAACAAUAAUGUUUAAUACUCAUAAACAACACAUUUAGUUGAGCCGCAAGCAUCUUAACUGUAGAAAAUGGUCUAUAUAGACCGAAAUGGGCGCGUGUGGGAGAAACGUCCUUGGGACUUGCAGCGCUUCAAAGACAUAUUUAUUGCAUUGUGGUUCCUAAUUAUUCAGUUCUUUCAGACGCUGAUAGCACCGUUUAAUAAUCCCAACGGCCAAAACCGGGACAAUCGCCGUAGCAAUGGUUGGGGAAAUGGCUGGGGUGGUGGAGGAGGUGGCGGCGGAGGCGGCGGUGGAGGAGGCAGUGGGGGCGGCGGCGGCGGCCCUAGACCUAACAGACGCAUAGGACGUAUACCACAACAAAUGAGCUUGAGUUGUAACGCAGGUGGAUGAUCUUAGUGGUAGUGUCCACGAGCCAUGAUGCCUGGACACAUGAAUUUCAUAUUUUCAAGCCCUAUUUUAUCGCAUAUUUUGCACUUAUGACGCAACACUCAUAAACUCUACCCGAAGUGGAGUGUUGUCGAACAUUUUAUUUGGACUUGGGGAAUAUGGGCGCUACAUCAAAUCAUAGUUGUAUAAUUUAAAUUAAUAAGUUUCCUUUUGGAUUUUUAUUUGUACUACUUUUCAAAUUGUUUAUACAUACCUCGAAUCGGUAUAGUGAAUCUUACGUAUGCCUAAUACUUAUAUACAAAUGUAAGCAACUUUUUUAUUGAACAAAUAUAUAUGUACAUACAUAUGCAAUAUA
Molecule: messenger RNA, 798 nt
Organism: Scaptodrosophila lebanonensis
Lineage: Eukaryota; Metazoa; Arthropoda; Insecta; Diptera; Drosophilidae
Product: glycine-rich selenoprotein
Exons: 3
Coding region: 126-446 (106 amino acids)
Biological process (GO): endoplasmic reticulum calcium ion homeostasis; calcium ion transport
Cellular component (GO): Golgi apparatus; endoplasmic reticulum membrane
Source: RefSeq, a predicted model, not a curated record